CUCUUCCUCUAUCUCUCACUUCCAAACCCUCUCUCUCUCUCUUCAAUAAUACAGAGAAAUGGAAAACAAUCUGCCAGUGAUAUCAAAGAAGGUGGGCAGCAUAAUACAUGUCCUCUUCUUCAUGCUCCGAAAAGGCUUCACCAAACCAAAACUCUUGAUGAACCUCAACCUCGUCCUCAAACGUCCCCGCAAGCUCGCCGGAAAAGCCAUCGCCAAUCUCAUCUCUCACCACCACCACCACCACCAUGGCGCCGCCGCCGCCUCCCACGACGCCCAGUUGCAGCUCUCCACCCCCCGCGGUGAUGAGUACGAGUUCAGCUGCAGCAACACUCCCAACUACAGCUUCUUCUCCAAACGUGAUCCAUGUCAGUUCUUCGCGUGUGCUCACGCGCCACUCACGCUGGAUGACGACACGGCGGCGGUUAAUGAUGCUCUUAAGGUGGCGUUGAGAUGGUCGGUGACAAAAAAGGGAAGGAUGUGGUGGUGGAGGCGUCGCCAGCACUUCAUUGGUCUGGGCGGACCCGGGCGGUGAGAAAGGUGAGGAUCACGGACUCUCCGUUCCCGGUGACGGACGGCAACGAUGACGGGAACCACCAGGUUGAUGAGGCGGCGGAGGUGUUCAUAAAUAUGUUCUACAAGGAGCUGAGGACACAGGGUUGAGCAAUUUUGGACACGCUGCUUUGUUAAAUCUUAGUAAACUAUGAGAAAUUAAUUAAUACUAAAAUAUGAAGCUUAUUUGGACACGUUAGAUGAUAAUUAUCCCAGCUCAGUUUUCACCUUAUGUACGUUGGGAUUUUGAUUUCAAGUUAUUACUAUUUCUGAAAUAUAUAUAUAUAUGUAUUUGUAC
Messenger RNA from Neltuma alba, 847 nucleotides. RefSeq lists its product as uncharacterized. Bases 59 to 532 code for a protein of 157 amino acids. Lineage: Eukaryota; Viridiplantae; Streptophyta; Magnoliopsida; Fabales; Fabaceae. The transcript has a single exon. The record is from RefSeq and is a predicted model, not a curated record.